AUGUCGACUUCCCCACCUCUUCACAGUGGUACCACAAACUCUAGGGCGCGUCAAAACAUCCUGAUCGUCGGUUGUGGAAUAGCAGGACCAGUGCUCGCAACACUCUUGCUUUCUUCUCCUCAGUCUGUCGCGAGACUUCCUCAGGUCACUAUCCUCGAACGCAACACUGCCGCCCUUGGCUCUGGUCAAAACAUCGACAUUCGUGGUAUUGGCAAACACAUCAUCAACAUACUCGGACUUACGGACGAGAUCAAGGAAACCACUACUGGUGAAGAAGGCGUGAAGAUUGUCGAUGCAAACAACAGGAUCUGGGCGCAAUACGCAGCCGACAAGACUGGAAAAGUAGAGACUGGAACCUCCGAUGUCGAGAUUCUACGCGGCAGACUUGCAGAGAUCCUCUUGGGAAAGGCGAAGAGGGUCAGCAAAGACGUCGAAGCAAGGGGUGGAGCGGGUAUCGAGUUUGUCUUCAAUGACACCAUCGAGCACUUGGAUCAGGACGACGACAAAGUGCAUGUUCGACUCACUAAGGCAGGCGAAAGAUCAUAUGACUUGGUCGUCGGUUCAGACGGUCUUCACAGCAGAACUCGACAGCUGGCCUGGGGACAGGCGCAAGAUGGCUGCCUGAAACAACUGGAAAUGUAUGGUGCUUUCUUCAGCACAAAAAAGGAGGCCGCAGACGGAGAGUGGAGAUCCUGGUACCACUCACCAAGGGGGAUGAGCGUGAUGCUCCGUCCUUCGGGUACAAAGGACAAAAGUACUAUGCUUGUUCUCCUUGCCGACAAGAGCGGAGCAAUUGCGCGAGAGAUGAGAGGCUCAGAGAGAGAUGUUGUAUUGCAAAAAAGACUAGUCUUGGAGAAGUUGAACGGUAUCUUCUGGCAAGAGUCUAGGCUCAAGGAUGCUGUAAGGGCAGCAGAUGACUUCUACUUUGAUUGUACAGCGCAAGUCAAGCUGGAAAAAUGGAGCAAGGGCAGGGUCGUGUUGUUGGGUGAUGCCGGACACUGCGCCUCUCCAUUCUCAGGAAUGGGCACAACACUUGCAUUGGCCGGUGCUUAUCAUCUCGCCGGCUCUCUGAUCAGCCAUCCGGACCAACAUGACCUCGCUUUCGAGCAAUACGAGGAGAACAUGCGGCCGCUUGUGACGAAAGCUCAGAAACUGGCUCCCGGUAUGCCUCAUCUUUUUCAUCCCCAAACUUUCUGGGGAGCUUGUUUGCUCAGAAUCUUCUGCGCUGCAAUCUAUUGGUCCAGUAUCAUCAACCUGCUUAGCCGGUUCAAAGGACCACCCGCACAAGUGCGGAAGUUCAAGCAGUAUGAUUUCGUGGUCAAGAAAGAGAUUUGA
Messenger RNA from Aureobasidium namibiae CBS 147.97, 1335 nucleotides. RefSeq names its product 2-polyprenyl-6-methoxyphenol hydroxylase-like oxidoreductase. Gene Ontology annotation, molecular function: FAD binding. Bases 1 to 1335 code for a protein of 444 amino acids. The transcript has 2 exons. The record is from RefSeq and is a predicted model, not a curated record. Lineage: Eukaryota; Fungi; Ascomycota; Dothideomycetes; Dothideales; Saccotheciaceae.